This is a messenger RNA of Neltuma alba, 874 nucleotides long. Its product is annotated as EEF1A lysine methyltransferase 4-like. The transcript has 7 exons. The record is from RefSeq and is a predicted model, not a curated record. The coding region runs from base 30 to 602 and encodes 190 amino acids. NCBI's taxonomy places the organism in Eukaryota, Viridiplantae, Streptophyta, Magnoliopsida, Fabales, Fabaceae. Gene Ontology annotation, molecular function: S-adenosylmethionine-dependent methyltransferase activity.
UACGUAGAGAGUUGUUUUGCUUUGUAGUUAUGUCGGAGGAUAUGGUCCAAGACGGUUAUGAGGACAUCAUGAAUAUUGAUAUUUCAGCAGUCGCUAUUGACAUGAUGAAAAAAAAAUUUGAGUACAUCCCGCAGCUAAAAUACAUGCAGAUGGAUGUCAGAGAUAUGAGCUUCUUUCCUGAUGAUUCAUUUGAUGGUGUAAUUGACAAGGGAACUCUUGAUUCAUUGAUGUGUGGUACUGAUGCUCCGAUUAGUGCUGCUCAGAUGCUUGCAGAAGUGUGUAGACUUCUAAAGCCAGGAGGGACUUACUUGUUGAUUACCUAUGGUGAUCCAACAGUAAGGAUGCCUCAUCUAAGACGACGGAUGUAUAAUUGGAAAGUUACAUUGUAUAAUAUCCCUAGACCUGGAUUUCAAAAGCCAGAAAGUUGCAGUUCAUCAAGGAAAUCAUUGUUGGAACCGAUUCCGCUGGAUGAAAAGGGAUUCAUUCCAAAAGACUGGGUUUUGGAAGAUCCAGAUUCUCACUAUAUAUAUGUUUGUAGAAAGGUGGAUGAUGCUGAGAUAGACGAUCAACUGACCUACCGGUUAGCGGCCAAUUUAUUAUAGGCCUCCUGUUCUUGCAUUGAAGCAGUGGAUGAAGGUAGCUUCUGUCUUGUUGUAAUGCUUUGAUAUAUACCACAGACAUUUAUAUGGUGUUUUGCUGUUUGUUCAAAGACUGAAGAAACUAGGUAUCCACCAUCAUUGGGAUGUUUUGUAUUAAUAUUAUGUUCUCUUGAAUCAAACCAGUGGUCUUAGCUUGUAGAUUACUCAAAUUAUUGUGAUCACCAAAGGGUUAUUACAGAUUGCUACACACAUUGUGUUAUAUUGCUUUUAUAUCA